AGGCAAAUUCACGGGACGUGGGCCCACUAAUUCAAAUUGACAGGAAGUCAUUCAUCGUCACCCCAGAGGCACAUUUUUUGCGGGAUUUAAGUGAGAUUGCUACCCAGUCAGCGUGCUGGUAUCAUAGAAUUCUUAGGUCAUGGAGUUCGAGCGAGUGUUGAAGGAAGUUGGCGGCUUCGGUCUUUUCAACAAGACCAUCAUGCUCGGGGCUCUCGUGCUAGCCACGUGGAACACGGCUCUGUGCUAUUUCUUUCACGUGUUCUUGCUCAUCGCACCACCAAGCCAGUGGUGCUUCGUCAACGGCACGUCGCUUGAAGACUUCCCGGAUGCCAGCGUGUUGCCACGGCGACGCUGUCAGAUGGUGAGCUUAUCCAGUGACGGCGUGAAUGCCAGCGUCGCCGACGGCAGUGCUGCGACUUGUACCACAGGAUGGAAGUUCGAUCCUACUGAGUUCUUCACAUCGGUCACAAUGGAGAAUCAGUGGGUAUGCGGCGAAAGCUGGAAAUUGUAUGCUGUCCACACCGCCUAUUGGUCAGGGUCGAUGACCGGUUACUUCGUGUCAGGAUUUCUCGCCGACAAGAUCGGCCGCAAGAAGACAGCCCUGGUACUCAUAGUGGUGGGAUCGACCUGCAAUCUGCUCGGCGCCUUCUUCUCCCAGUUCACUAGUUACACGAUACUCAAGUACUUCACCGCUGCAGGUUCUUACACGGUCACGACCACAGUGUUUGUGCUAGUGAUGGAGUACACCAUAUCUGAAAGGAGGACACUGGUUGCCUUCGUCUGGGCUACCAGCUGGACUGUACUGGCCACGAUGCUGCCCUGGUAUGCGUACCUUGUGCAGAACUGGAGGGUGCUCAUCGUUACAAACGCCUCCAUGAGCGUGUUUCUACUCGUGAUCUUCUGGUGGGUCCCUGAAUCAUCUAGUUGGCUGCUGUCAGUAAACCGCAAGCAAGAAGCCCUUGCCAUCCUCCAGAGAAUUGCGCGUAUUAACGGCAAGGAGGUGUCAGAAGAGCAACUUAAUAAGCUUUUGAAAAAAACAGCCAGCGACGCCCAAAGCCACGCCGUCGAUGAGGAGGCCCCAAGCUUCUGGAAGGGCACCCUGCUCAUGCUCAAGUCACCCAACAUCAGGAAGAUCAUGGUGCUCAUCUACCUCGGCUGGUUUAUAGUUUGCAUGUGCUACAACGUGACCACCCUCGAGCUGGGACGGCUGGGCCUGAACAUAUACUCAACGUACUCCAUAGCCAUCGCGUGCGAGUUUCCUGUGAACGUCAUAUGCAUCUCCUCGCUGGACAAACUUGGACGACGUUGGCCGAACUCCAUCUUUACACUCAUCGGUGGCGCUGUCUGCCUCGCCAUGUGGCUAAUUAGGACCGAGUCGGCCACCUGGACGCUCGUUAUGGCAACCAUGCUUAUCAUGGCAUUCGCCGGCGGCUACAACAUCACGUACCAGCUGGCUUCGGAAGUAUUCCCCACUGCCGUCCGCGGUCGCGCCGUUCUGCUUCAGAGACUGCUCGGAGACGCAGGUGGACUUCUUGGCGCACAAGUCGCCUCCCUGGCUGAACUGGACGAAUAUUUGCCGAUGCUGGUCAUGGGCUGCUUAGCGUUGCUGGGCAGUGUGCUGGUCUUUUUUCUGCCGGAGACAGUAGGCACCGCCAUGCCACAGACCAUUGAGGACGGCGAGCGCUUCGGCCGCGAUCAAGGGCUCUGGUUCUGCCCUCUGUUCACCAGGAAUGCCGAAGAGCCCGCGCAAGAGAAGUUACCAAAGAGAGAGAGGCUAGGGAUCUUCUCCUUCCGCAAGAGUAUGCCGGUUACGGGGCAGCCUGCGGUCAACAAGGCCUUCGAUAAUAACGAAUCUGUUGUGGCAACGAUUUACAACGCCGUUAGGUGAAGGUUUCUGCCUCCACAGCCCGCCGCAGUGGGCAGCAUCUUUACCACUCUGCUCCUAGACGGGGCUGCAAACAUCACUGCCAACCUCGACCCAGCAUUCAGACAUGUCGCGCCGCGUACGUUGACUCUUCGGAGGCACUUUCCCGUGAGUACGACACUGCGCUCUUGUGAGGAACUGUGACUGUGAUAUGCCCAGGUAUCCUCCGCGAAGAAAAAAACGCAUCUCAUAAGUGACAGAAGGAUAUUUGUCAGCGUAGUAGUAUCGACUGUAUUGUGCAUUGUGCCAGCGAAGGUGGUACCAGAAACAACGUGUGCGAGGAGGUGUGGCUGCCCGCCCAAUUGGAUUUCGUGUGUUUUCAGUUACGCUAACAUUAGGGCGAACUUAUUUGUUGUUUUUAGGGGAUCGUAAGGUCCCUUGCUUCUGCUUCGCGGUGAGCGCACGAACUCAAUAAAACAUUUGUUACUUACUCGACGUCUUUGUAAAUUCCCUAUCAUAAGCUUUUUUUUUUUAAUUUAUCGCUCUAUGAACAACCCACAGCCUGUCACGCUAUGGCGUCAGAAUGGGUGUUUACUAUAGCAGUUUCAUAUUCUUUAUUCAACAGAGCGACUGAGCAAUGUAUCAAAAACAAACAAAACAAAAAAGAAAAACAGUAAAAGAAAAAGCAAGAAGUAAGAUUACACAUGCUGGGUUAGGUAGUGAAACUCCGGAUAGGUAUCAUAGCCCCGGCCAGGUAUCCGGUCAGGUAGCAUGUGCAAUAUACAGUGUGCUGUGUCGGCCUCGUUUGAGCGUUUAUACACAGACGAAGCGCUGUCAGAACAGUCGCGAUCUGAGCAGUGAUGGGGCAAAAAGCAAGGCCCAGUGAAUAAGGAUUAG
Rhipicephalus sanguineus (brown dog tick) is the source of this 2761-nucleotide messenger RNA. Its product is annotated as solute carrier family 22 member 7-like. The transcript has 11 exons. Lineage: Eukaryota; Metazoa; Arthropoda; Arachnida; Ixodida; Ixodidae. Gene Ontology annotation, cellular component: membrane. The coding region runs from base 140 to 1888 and encodes 582 amino acids. Gene Ontology annotation, molecular function: transmembrane transporter activity. The record is from RefSeq and is a predicted model, not a curated record. Gene Ontology annotation, biological process: transmembrane transport.